This is a messenger RNA of Chiloscyllium plagiosum (whitespotted bambooshark), 1571 nucleotides long. Its product is annotated as mesenteric estrogen-dependent adipogenesis protein-like. The record is from RefSeq and is a predicted model, not a curated record. Lineage: Eukaryota; Metazoa; Chordata; Chondrichthyes; Orectolobiformes; Hemiscylliidae.
CUUGGGCAAAGUAUACUCUGUUUUAUUGUUUCAGCUAAUAAUUGUCUUGAGAAAGUGGGAUGCACAGGAAUGAAUUCUGGAGUAUGUGCGAAUCGGUCAAGUGGGGUGUUUUCCAAUUGACUUGCAACAAUUGUUACUCUCACUGAUUGCUAUAGCGACUGGAUCGUCAACAUUGAUUUAUUUACUAACAGUUGCUUUACGUCUAACUUCAAAUUCGAUGUGACAGAUAUUGUGGCAUUCAUUCUGGGAGAACGAAAUGUUUAUUUUACAGCGAUUCCGGUUCACUUUCCUCAUGAUAAUUAACUAAUCAUUGCACUUUAUUCCUGCAGUAAGAUUCAUCCGCAGACAGUGGAGUCCAACAGUGCGUGCACUGCACCUGGGGGGAAAGCUUUACAAAUUUCUUCCUGCCCUUCCCGCAAGCAAAUACAGCUGCAGUAUCUCGAGUUCAGAGAACGCCUUGCCUUGUCUGUCAGCCAGCGAGAAACCACUUGGUCUCGUUCUACAGGCUGCUCUGUUCAAAGAUCUUUUGUGUGAUCCGUGGAGAUCCUGUGUUUCUUUCUGGGUCUAGACAUGUCUGCCGACUGCCCCAAGCCCCCAGCAGUGAAGGUCCCUCCUAGCUCUCUGCCCGGGACCCACACGAACUGUGAGAUAGCGGUGCUCCCCCUGGAGCUGCUGCUUAGCUUACAGCGAUCACACUUCCAUGUAGUGGGGAAUAACAUUCAGGUCGUCCAGCGACCAGGAGCUGGUUAUAAUGUGAUCUCCAAUGGCCAUGUCAAGGCGGAGCGGCAGUGGAACCUGAUCAACUGCCUGCAGAGGAAAAUUACUUUUACAUCGCGCAAGGAAUAUAGAAACUUUCAAGAGACAAUAUUAAGCAAGCCAAUGGUCUUUUUUACUAGUAUAAAGCCCGCUGAAGGUUCUACAAAAGAAACAGCUUAUGCCAUCAUUGUGAACACUUGUCACCCCAAAAUGAGACAAGAGAUUCAGGAUAGUAUGAACGAUGUCACUGCAUCAGAAAUAGAGACAAACUACAUCCUUCAGUUCACCAUGCAAAAACCAGUCCAAUCAUUCUUCAGUGUGAAAGAGGGAUAUAAAAUGCAUGGUCUCGAUUUGGAUUUCACAUGUGAGUUGAAAUAUGAUUCAUUCGAGUGUACUUCAAAGAUCAAGGAACUGGACGGAAAGAUUCUAGACUUGUCUUGCGUAACAGAAGAUGAGAAAUGCAAAGUGAAAAGCUUUCUGGACAAGAUGAGUGAGCCUAAUGUUCAAAUCGACACUGUAUCUGAGCAGAGUCCUGGUGCAGAUUCCUCACUUUGUGCAGGUUCAUCUGAAAAAGAAGUGCUUAGUUCGUCUCGAGGGCAAUCGUAUGCCAAGAGGACAUCCGUAAAGGAAAAGUCUUCAGCACAGUUUCCUGCCGUGAAUGAAAAAUCAUAUCUGCUGCAAUUUACACAAAACUUGCCCAGAUAUAUAGAAUGAAGCUUUUAAAAAAUGAAAUCAAAUUCCAAGUGCUUUAACGCAAAUGUGCCUUAUUAAUUUACAACAUUUAAAAGGCUGAAAAUGUGUUGCUGGAAAAGCGC